AUGCACCUUUCCAACGUCCUCGCUCUCCAUGCAGUCGUGUUCGGCGCUGUCUCGAACGCAGCCGUGACUUCGGACCCGGCGACUGCUGUCUACUCGCUGUCUGCUUUCGCGAUUGGCGACUGGGGCACAACUGUCACACCGCAGUCGUGCUGCGUGCGGUCCGCCUCGUUCAACAACUACGACGUCCAUGCCCAGGACGUGGUCGCGAGCUUGAUGAACACCGAGGCCGGGCAAACUGCUGUCAAGCCGCAGGCCAUCAUGGGCCAUGGCGACAACUUCUACUGGACUGGAAUCAACAGUCGCGAAGCACGCGACUCGCGGUUUACCACGACGUUCGAAGACAAGUACGACGGCGCGAACCUCAAGUCGAUUCCGUUCGUGAACGUACUGGGCAACCACGACUUUGGCGGCGCUAGCUACAUCUGCAGCAGUGGGGACAACCCGGCCAAGUGCGAAAGCACCGAGGCAUUGAUCCAGGGCCUCGAGAAUAAGUUCAGGUGGCAAUCCGAGUACGUGAGCCCGAACGACAACCGCUGGAUCCUGAAAGACCAUUUCUACGUCCAUCGGAUCGCGAACCCGGCAACGGGUGUCAGCAUCGACAUCUUUAACGUCGACACGAACGACGCGGACGUGCACGGGGCCAUGCAAGUUUGCUGUCAAUGCUACGGGUACUCGAACGGAAACGGCGCCGUGUGUCGGUCCGUAGGUCGGGGACAUCAGUACUGUGCUGGUGGGAACACGGGUAUGUUUGACACGUGUAUGGCUAAGCUCUCCGAGUGGGGCGCCAACUCGCGCGCUCAGAUCGCUGGACUGGUCAAGCAGUCCACCGCAACGUGGAAGAUCGUCAACGCCCACCACAGUCCGUAUAACCACUACGGUCCGGCCGGCAUGAACAAGUGGUUCGACGUCUUGCGAAACUCGGGUGCCCGCGUCUGGUUCAAUGGCCACACUCACGCAGCCAAACAGGACUUUUCCGUGCCUUUGGGCAUUCACUUUUUCGAGAAUGGCGCAGGAGGUGGGAUCCAGAAAGAGUCUGCCAGCGGCAUCCCUGAUUAUGCUGCUAGCUACAUCAAGAACGAGUGGGUGUACUCGGGCGACGAGUAUGGCUUCAUGUCCGUGCAGGCUUCGAAGGAGUGGCUCAAGGUGCAGUACCACACGGCAGACCAGUCGUGGUCGUUUGGCAACAACUUCGAGAGCACGAAGAUUGGCGGCGUCGUCGCCAAGCACUGCUGGUACAUUCCUGCGGAUGGCACCGAGGGCAGACGAUGCUAG
Hyaloperonospora brassicae is the source of this 1272-nucleotide messenger RNA. Lineage: Eukaryota; Oomycota; Peronosporomycetes; Peronosporales; Peronosporaceae. The record is from the annotation of a GenBank genome assembly.